This is a messenger RNA of Aspergillus homomorphus CBS 101889, 459 nucleotides long. RefSeq names its product ankyrin repeat domain-containing protein. The annotation marks the transcript as partial. Gene Ontology annotation, molecular function: protein binding. Lineage: Eukaryota; Fungi; Ascomycota; Eurotiomycetes; Eurotiales; Aspergillaceae. The transcript has 2 exons. The record is from RefSeq and is a predicted model, not a curated record.
UUAUUUGUGGCAGCGACACAUGGACAUUUGGAGGUUGUGAAAAUUUUACUCGAGGCGGAGGCAAAUCCCAAUCGGAAAUCCAAGCCUUUCGAGCAAACGCCUCUCCUCACGGCCGUGAUUAAUGGAAGGAUGGGGGUCGUGGAGCUAUUGCUCGGAAACUUGGAGGUGGAAGUGAACUCGGCUGGCAGCGGAAAAAAUGAGACACCAUUGCAUCUAGCCGUGCAAAAAUCUCAAGAGGAUGUAAUAGCAUGUUUCCUCGACGAUGGACGAGUGGACGUGAAUGUACAGAGCUCCAGUAAUCGGACACCUCUUCACCUGGCUGCGCGACGGGGAAUAUCGGGAAUCGUGAAACUUCUCCUCAACCAUCAUCGAACCGAUGUGAACUUGACAGAUAACAAAGGUGAGACACCGUUACAUUCGGCAAUCCGUCGGAACCACACAGCAGUCGUGGAAAUGCUU